AUGAAUCCACAGUUCGAAAUUAAAGAAGAUGUUGGUGAUAUCGAGUCUUCCAUCCACGAUUCAGCUAAAGAUGACAUUGGGACUGGUGUCACGCCUGUACUGGUAAAGAGCUUUAACCUUUUGAUUUACGGAAUUUCGUCAAAGCUUGAGGCUAACAUCUACGAUAGCGCCACUGUCUCCUUUUUCUACUGCUUCAUUGCCGCAUCACUUGCCGAGCUUGCCUCUGCUAUUCUAGCAUCUGGUGGAGUCUACCACUGGGCUACUAUCACCGCUGGCUCUCGUUAUGGAAGAUUGUGCGGCUGGUUCGCAGGCUGGCUGAAUGGCCUUGCGUGCACAUUCGCCGUAGCAGGGAACUGUUCUAUGACUGGAAGCAUGAUUUUCUAUUCCUACACACUCUAUCACCGAGAUGUCAGACCACAGCGCUGGCAUGUUUUUGUUUGCUAUCUGAUUAUCUCCUGGCUGUGCUGUCUUACGGUGAUGUUCUGCCAACGGGCUCUCCCGCUCAUCAGCAGAAUCGGAUCGUUUUUGAUUGUUGCUGGUUUUGGUAUUACAGUCUUGGUCUGCGCUAUUAUUCCAAGCAGGAAUGGGACUGGAUAUGCAUCAAAUGAGUUUGUUUGGAAAGACUGGAGUAAUGUCACUGGUUACUCGGAUGAAUUCACAUUCCUUGAAGGCAUGCUGAACGGAGCAUUUGCAAUCGACCGUUUAUUUGCUGAUACUACAACUAGUGCAAGACGGAAUAUCCCAAAGGCACUUGCCUGCCAAGUGACCAUUGGCUUCGCAACCGGCUUUUGCUAUUUGAUCUCUAUGUUCUAUGCUGUCACUGAUAUACCUCUUAUUGUGAACGCCAUUUCGAUUUCCCCUCUGGGUGAUAUCUAUUUACAAGCAACCGGCCCCCGAGCAGGUGCCGUUGGACUUCUUACGCUCACGAUCGCACCCAUUUUCUGUGCAACGAUUAGAUGUUAUAUUACCGCAGGAAGGACGUUCUAUGUCCUAGGUCGUGACGACGCAACACCGUUUUCGAAACACAUUGGGGCCAUCAGUCCGAAAUGGCAUAGCCCACUGUAUGCAACUUUGGCAUGCGGCAUGUUUCUGACAUGUAUUGGGGCAAUUUAUGUGGGAUCGUAUACUGCGUUCGAGGCUUUUAUUGGCUCGUUUGUGCUACUCACAACGCUUUCUUACUUCCUCGCUAUAUUCCCACAUUUGAUAACAGGUCGCAAGAACAUCCGCCCUGGUCCAUUUUGGAUGGGGAAAGUUGGCUCUAUUGUCAAUACUGUGGCAUGCAUGUACAUCGCCGCCUCGUUUGUGAUUUACUGCUUCCCUUAUGCCCUACGUCUCCGGAAGAAAUGA
Molecule: messenger RNA, 1347 nt
Organism: Penicillium robsamsonii
Lineage: Eukaryota; Fungi; Ascomycota; Eurotiomycetes; Eurotiales; Aspergillaceae
Exons: 4
Coding region: 1-1347 (448 amino acids)
Biological process (GO): transmembrane transport
Cellular component (GO): membrane
Molecular function (GO): transmembrane transporter activity
Source: RefSeq, a predicted model, not a curated record